GGCGAACAAUGAUAGAAAGUUGCAGCAGGCCUUGGAGAGAAAACGCCAAGUGGAGCAGCGGCUGGUUGAGCAGGAGCGUAGGACGCAAGAAUACAUCAGGGAAUUAAAAGAAAAACAACAACAGGAACUGGAAAGGGCAUCGAAUGUUAAAAGAAACCGUGAUGAACAAAUAAGACAGAAAGCGAUGAUGAAGAACGAGUUGACGAUGAAGAAGAGCCUGCAGCUGAGAAAAAGCAGGAAACUAACUCAAAAAGAAGUGUUAGAGAUGCAGGAUAACUUGGAUGCUACGUUACUGGCUGCGGAGACAAAAGCGAGGAAGAUUAAGGAAGAGGAAGCCGCUAAGAUUAGGUACGAGCUGCAGCAGAAGAUAGAGAGAUCGCAGCAGAAGCAGAAACAAAUGGAAGAGGAGAUUAAGAGCUGGCAGGAGCAAGCCGCCCUAUACAGGAAACAGCAAGAAAAACAAGCUGAAGAGUUGCAAGCCCUUCAGAUAUCGAAGAAGAAGGAAGCUGCCUCGAGGUCAAGAGAGGUCAAGGAGAAACUUCACAGGGAAAACAUGCAAAGAAUGUUGAACUUGGAAAAAGAAUGGAGGUCGUCGGUGCGGGCCUCGAUCAACAACAAAGAGACGAGGAGUAAAAUGCUGCUUCACCAGAAGGAGGAGUCCAUACAGAAGUCAAGAGUUCAGGCCCAGCUGACACGCCGGCUGAGGGAGGAGCUUAGAUUGAACCAAUCAAUGACGGACCUUGACAAGCUGAGCAGAUAUGUUGAUGAUCAACGAAAGAUUAUGAUGAUGUGAUUGACUGGUUGAUUGACUGGUUGAUUGACUGGUCACGUGAUUGGUUGUCGGAGGUUUG
This is a messenger RNA of Helobdella robusta, 851 nucleotides long. RefSeq lists its product as hypothetical. The record is from RefSeq and is a predicted model, not a curated record. Lineage: Eukaryota; Metazoa; Annelida; Clitellata; Rhynchobdellida; Glossiphoniidae. The transcript has 8 exons. Bases 185 to 793 code for a protein of 202 amino acids.